UAACAAACGAACAUAAGCUUGAUCAGUGCAGGGGCUUAUACAGUGCAGAUUUUUUUCAUCUUUGCACAGCAGAAAGGACUCAUUCAUCUGCACAUCCCCAUAGUCCAAAGCCCAAAUUGCUCUCUGUCAAGCCCCAUUCCUAACAACCAUUCACUCGCACAGGCUAUCUCAUGCUCCCUUCCUCAAGUAUGUUAUCUCUUUAUCCCCAGGAAAUGGCCAUGGCUUGGAACUGCCCGACAGAUUGCCUUGUUUUUUCAGGAGAAUUUCUCUGAUUGGCUCUAAGACCUAUCACUCACUCCGAGUACUGGAAGAGCAGACGCCUAUUCAGAUCAGAUUCAGGCUCAGCAGCGACAGUCAGACAGGACUAACAAGCACUGCAGCAAUUACUCCAUGCUAAGCGCCACCUCUCACAAUGGGCUUUUUUGAGUUGGUCUUCACUGCAAUUGGGGCGAGCGUUGUCUUCUGCUAUGUUCUUAAAACCCUGAGACUUCUGAAGGUUCUUUUUCCAAAACUUUGGGACACUUUGCCAGGGAAUUUUUUUACUUCCAUGGGAGAGUGGGCCGUCAUCACUGGAGGCUCUGACGGAGUUGGCAAAGCAUAUGCCCUCGAGCUGGCCCAGCGUGGAAUGAAUGUGGUUAUUAUUAGCCGAAGUGUUGAAAAGCUAAAGAAAACAGCAGAAGAAAUAGAAAAGACUUCUGGCAAAACUGUAAAAGUUUUGGCGGCUGAUUUCACCAAGGACAAUGUCUAUGAAUCUAUAGAGAAAACCCUUAAAAACCAGAGCGUUGGUAUUUUAGUUAACAAUGUUGGCAUGUUGCCUACGCCCAUCCCCUGUAAGUUUCUCAAUAUGAAGUUUCUCGAGCGGAGACUCAAUGAGGUAAUAAACUGCAACACAAAAGCAAUGAUGCAUAUGUGCAGACUUGUCCUUCCUGGGAUGGAGAAAAGGGGGAAAGGGGUCAUUCUGAAUGUUUCAUCUGGAAUGGCUACCAUUCCCUUCCCCACAUAUACACUCUACACAGCAUCAAAGGUAUGUGUGGAUACAUUCUCCCAAGGCCUUCAAGCUGAGUACAAAGCAAAAGGAAUCAUUAUACAGGCAGUGACUCCUUUUGCGAUAUCCACCCAUAUGACCGGCUACCAGAAACCCAACCUAAUCACCCUCACACCAGAGAAGUUUGUCAAGACAUCUCUGGCCUACCUGAAAGCAGGAGACAAGACUUUUGGGAGUAUCCCUCAUACAAUAAUGGGGUGGAUUCUUCAGACAGUGCCAAUUCAGUUCUUCCACACAGAGAAGAUGCAGCAACAGCUGAUUGAAUUAGUAAAAAAAAAUAAUACAUCUUUGUGAUUUAUGUAUUAUGAGAGGUUGGAGAGAUGGCUUUUUUAGUACUCUAUCUGCAAGAAGUACUCCAUUUUUUUUGUUCUAUAUGUUAUCAAUGCUAGUUCUAAAGGUCACAGCUUGUACACAUAUUCAGGACAUCACAUGGAUAUUUAAUUACUCUGUAAAUACACCUGGAGUCCAUUGUGUUUGACUUCAAUCAGUAACUUGCGUAUGGUCUCGCCCGGAACCUGCGUAAAACUUUCCCUAUCAUAAAACUGCAACCUGAUGCUACUUUGUUCCUUUAGCUUGAACAAAAGGAACGUCUUUUCCAGAUGUUCUCUCUCUCUUUGACCUCCUCUCUCUGCCGGCAUUCCGCCAGGCACACAUCUCUUUGACCUCUCCUCAACUCUAGCAUCGCCUGGAGCACACCCUCUCUCCCUCCACCGUCAACCGGUGAAGGCCUUUUGUCUUACGGCCGACACACGCCUAAGAUCUCUGAUCAGUCAACGAACUGCUAAGUGAGACGAAGUAAGUUUAGCGAAAGCAGCUAACAUUAGACCUGCUAGCUAAAUUGCAAAGGGAACAGCAACAGAAUCGCGCAACUGCAACGGAACGAGCGAUCACAUCCUCCGACCUCAACUGCAGACACAAAGACAUCGCAGCAAGGACAAACUUCAUCCAUCUACGGAAAGCAUCAUCUUUUCUCUGCCUCAUCUAUGUCGGAUCCACACUUUUCCCAAAGGACUGGUAAACUCUGACAUUAACUGGGCAUUUAGCUAUCGUAGUUUA
This is a messenger RNA of Clupea harengus (Atlantic herring), 2101 nucleotides long. RefSeq names its product hydroxysteroid 17-beta dehydrogenase 3 (gene hsd17b3). NCBI's taxonomy places the organism in Eukaryota, Metazoa, Chordata, Actinopteri, Clupeiformes, Clupeidae. The record is from RefSeq and is a predicted model, not a curated record. Gene Ontology annotation, molecular function: testosterone dehydrogenase (NADP+) activity. Gene Ontology annotation, cellular component: endoplasmic reticulum.